GUGUAGUCUAUACUGUGUUGUAUGUGUCGUUAGGCAAAUGCCAUUGAAACUCUUCCAUUAAUAAAUACUUGUGAAACACCUCAGAUUCUAGAAUUUGGUCGCUGUUUCUCUUCUCUAGAUCAAAACAUGCCUUCUGCCAUGGAUGAAGGAAUAGGAGGCUUAUCGAAACGGCACAUGACUCCAUCAAAACAAAAUCAAAAUUAUAACCCUAGUUGCGAUCCAUCACCAUCACCAUCUCCAUCUUCCACAUCUGCUCCGGCACUGGUACUGACAAAUUCCGGGAAGCGGAUAGAUCAGGCUGGGAAGAAGAAAUACGUGAAGCAAGUAACAGGAAGACAUAAUGACACCGAGCUGCACUUAGCAGCCCAAAGAGGUGAUCUGGCAGCCGUGAAGCAGAUUCUCGAUGACAUUAAUUCGCAAAUGGGAAGAACUUUAAUCGGAGCUGAUUUUGAUGCGGAGGUUGCAGAGAUCCGAGCAUCAGUCGUGAACGAGGUGAACGAAUUGGGAGAAACGGCACUCUACACAGCUUCUGAAAGGGGACAUCUCGAGGUAGUAAAAGAGCUUUUGAAAUAUUCAGAUAAGGAAACACUUUUGAAAAGAAGCCGAUUAGAGUUUGAUCCUUUACAUGUCGCUGCUAGUCAAGGACACCAUGCUGUAGUCCAACUCCUACUUGACCAUGACGUAACACUCUGCAAAACCAGAUCACAAGGAAACGCAACACCUCUUAUCACCGCAGCUUCAAAAGGCCACACUGAUGUCGUCAACGAACUGCUAUCAAAGGAUUCGACCUUGUUAGAUAUUCCUAGAUCCAAUGGCAAAAACGCAUUACAUCUAGCAGCAAGAGCAGGUCAUGUCGAGACUUUGAAGACUUUGCUCGAUAAGGAUUCAAAUCUAGCCAGAAGAACAGACAAAAAGGGGCAAACCGCCCUGCAUAUGGCGGUGAAAGGCGCUAGCAGCGACGUCGUUAAAUUGCUGCUCGAAGCUGAUGCCGCCAUCGUUAUGCUGCCGGACAAAUCCGGUUUCACCGCAUUACAUGUCGCCACAAGAAAAAAGAGAGCAGAGAUAGUAAACGAAUUGCUUAGUCUCCCUGAUACGAAUGUUAACGCAUUAACCAGAGACCACAAAACGGCUCUAGACAUAGCCGAAGGGCUUUCGUUAUCGGAGGAAGCCGCCGAUAUAAGGGCGUGUCUGACGAAAAAAACAAACAAAAACGUCCAUGGAAUCGCUAAAGAGCUUCGAAAACUCCACCGUGAAGGAAUCAACAACGCCACGAACUCCGUCACCGUUGUGGCGGUGCUUUUCGCAACUGUGGCUUUUGCAGCCAUAUUCACGGUUCCCGGUGGGGAUAACGACGAUGGGAUGGCGGUGGUGGUGAACCGGGUUUCGUUUAAAAUAUUUUUUAUUUUUAAUGCGAUUGCUCUUUUUACGUCGUUGGCGGUGGUGGUUGUUCAGAUUACGUUGGUUAGAGGGGAGACGAAGGCGGAGAGGAAGGUGGUGGAGGUGAUUAAUAAGUUGAUGUGGUUGGCGUCUGUGUGUACUUCGGUGGCGUUUAUGGCGUCGGCGUAUAUAGUGGUUGGUCGGAAGUAUGAAUGGGCGGCGGUUCUGAUUACGGUAGUUGGUGGUGUUAUAAUGGUGGGGGUGUUGGGAACGAUGACGUAUUAUGUGGUGAAAUCGAAGAAAACUCGGUCGAUGAGAAGGAGGGAGAAGAUUGCAAAGAGUGGGACAAACUCAUGGCUGCCUUCGGAGUUUUCCAAUUCGGAAGUUGAGAGAAUUUAUGCUAUUUGA
This is a messenger RNA of Lactuca virosa, 1785 nucleotides long. NCBI's taxonomy places the organism in Eukaryota, Viridiplantae, Streptophyta, Magnoliopsida, Asterales, Asteraceae. The record is from the annotation of a GenBank genome assembly.